GCCGGGAGCACGUUGUAGCAACGUUACGAUACCUUCAGUCAAGUUUCAGUAAGAAUGCAGCUUCGAGGACGCGCGGGCGCUAGUUGCAUAAAGGUCGCGAAAACGUUUUUUUGGGCGCCUUCUUCUAGGGCCCCGGCGACUUCCUAGAGAAGAGAUGCAAACAGACGAUGGUGCCGCCGCCCCAAACCGAAGGCUGCGAACCGGACUUGGCCGCGGUUGGGACGUGGCUAGAAUCAAACCCAGAAAUCCUCGAAAAAUGGCUGCGAGAACACGCUUCCGUCGACCUUCGUCAGAGAACUCUGCAAGCUGUCACCACCUCGACAGUUACCACAAUCACCGCAAUGCCAGUAUCAUGCUACAACUCCAAUUCCACUAACAGCCAAGUCCUGUGCUGGUAUCCUUCUUCUAGUAGCAACAGCAACGAGUGCAAUCUUCAAAAUGUCCGUCCACGCCGUGACUAUGCGUCAAUGGUCGAGUCCGAUCUUUUUAUGGAACUAAUUCGCGAUAUUGCCAAUGAACUUAACAUCGAUGUGCUCUGUCAUAAGAUUUUGAAGAAUGUCUCGCUACUAACGAAUGCUGACAGAGGGUCCUUGUUUUUGGCAAAAGGACCGCCGGAAUGUCGAUAUUUAGUGUCGAAGUUUUUUGACGUUAGGCACGAUACGAGUUACGAUGAAGCGGUUAAACUGGCAAGAUUAGAAGAAACUCGGAUUGCAUUUGGGGUUGGAAUUGCUGGAACGGUGGCUCAAAAUAAGAUUAUGAUUAAUAUUAAAGAUGCUUACAAGGAUCCACGUUUCAACAACGAAGUCGACCUUCGAACCGGUUACAAAACGAACAUCAUUUUAUGCAUGCCAAUAUGCAACUACGAAGGAGAUGUCAUCGGUGUGGCUCAGAUUAUCAACAAAACUGACAAUUCUCCGGAGUUUUCCAAUCACGAUGUCGAAGUUUUUCAACGAUAUUUGACAUUUUGCGGAAUCGGCAUCCAGAAUGCUCAGCUAUUCGAAGUGUCUGUGCUGGAGUAUAAACGAAAUCAGAUCCUUCUCAAUCUAGCAAGAAGCAUUUUCGAGGAACAAAAUAAUCUGGAAUGUCUGGUUACUAAAAUAAUGAGGGAAGCUCAAGAUUUACUCAAAUGUGAGCGCUGUGCGGUUUACCUCCUGGAUCUUGAUUGUUGUGAGGCGCAGAAUCAUCUAGAACGUAUUGUGGAAAGACCAGGGAGAGCAGUUCAAAGACAUGGGCCGUUAAAUCGGAUGAUCAGUGGUUCUGUAACUGGACAGGACAUGAUAAACAAUUUUUUUGAAAAGCCAAGUCCCUUCACUACGAUUUUCGAAUUGAGGGAAGGUGGAAACAAAACUUUAGUGUCAAGGCCUUCCUCAUUUGAUCUAGCUGGUUCCACUCUAGCUCAGAUAGCUGGGUACGCUGCUUCUACAGGACAAAUAUUGAAUAUUGGUGAUGUGGGAGCGUGGCUGUGUGAAAAACAUAGCGAAGGAGAUGCGGAAACUGCAACGACAAUACUUUGUAUGCCAAUAAUAAAUGGACAAAGGAAUCUUAUAGGUGUAGCACAAUUAAUUAAUAAAGAAAACGGGGCACCUUUUACUGACUGUGAUGUAUCUCUAUUUGAAGCCUUUGCCAUAUUUUGUGGUUUGGGUAUUCACAAUACUCAAAUGUACGAGAACGCUUGUAAAUUAAUGGCCAAGCAAAAAGUAGCACUUGAAUGCUUGUCAUAUCACGCAACUGCUAGUAAUGAUGUCACUGAGAAGCUUGUGAAAGAGAAUAUUCCGUCUGCUGAGAGAUUCAAUUUGUACAGUUUUACUUUCAUCGAUUUUGAAUUAUCAGACGAGGAAACUUGUAAAGCAACGAUUCGAAUGUUUCUAGAAUGUAAUUUGGUCCAGCAAUUUCAUAUUCCUUAUGAGGUGUUAUGCAGAUGGGUACUAAGUGUGAAGAAAAAUUACCGUCCCGUAAAAUAUCACAACUGGAGGCACGCUCUCAAUGUGGCCCAAACAAUGUUUGCUAUGUUCAAAACUGGGAAAAUGGAAAGGUUCAUGAGUGACUUGGAAAUGCUAGGACUUCUAGUGGCAUGCCUUUGCCACGAUCUAGAUCACAGAGGGACUAACAAUGCCUUCCAAACCAAGACAGAGUCGCCGUUAGCCAUUCUUUACUCUACCAGUACCAUGGAACAUCACCAUUUCGACCAAUGCGUGAUGAUACUCAACACUGACAGCAAUAAUAUUUUUCAAGCACUUUCCCCAGAUGACUAUAGAAGGGUGAUGAAAUUAGUGGAAACGGCCAUUUUGUCGACGGAUUUGGCGAUGUAUUUUAAGAAGCGAAGUAAAUUUAUGGAACUUAUCGAUAAUGGAGAAUUCGAUUGGCAGAGUGACGAUAAAAAGGACUUAUUAUCUGGAAUGAUGAUGACUGCGUGUGAUGUCAGCGCGAUAGCCAAACCUUGGGAGGUGCAGCAUCGGAUAGCGAAAUUGGUUGCUGAUGAAUUUUUUGAUCAAGGCGAUCUGGAGAAGAUGCAGUUAAAGGAACAACCAAUAGCAAUGAUGGAUAGAGAACGUAAAGACGAAUUACCCCAGAUGCAAGUAGGCUUCAUUGACGUCAUUUGUUUACCUUUAUACAAAGUUCUAUCGGAAACUUUUCCUUGGAUGAAACCUUUGUAUCAGGGAACUUCCGACAAUAGAAAACAUUGGCAAGAUUUGGCCGAGAAGGUCGAAAUGGGACUCACGUGGAUCGAUCACGAUACAAUUGAUAAGCCGGUUGAGGCAUUCACAGAAUUGGAAGAGACCAAAGACAUUGAACUCACCGUACAAACGCUUCACACAGUAUCAUCUGCACCGCCCGUAGAAAUUAAGAAAAGGCACAAAAAACUCUGUUGCAUGUUGUGACUAUCAAAAUUUGACUUUGUUUGUUGCAAAAGGAAUCGUGCUUUGGAUUAUGUUUAAUUGCGUGUAAUUAUUGUAUAAAGCUGAUAAUAUGUGAACAAUGAGGGUUUUUUAAACAAAUAAAUCACUUUAUCCCGAAGUAGGUACUUAAAUAAUACUUUUUUAAAAAAUUUGAAAAUAAUAAAGUGAUUUUUUUAAUGCAUUUUGUAUUAAAUUAUAAUGGUGGAUUCUAAAAAUAGGUAAAAAUUUCUCCAAAACAACAGCCGGGCUACUACGCAGAAAAUAAUAUGCAGUUGUGAAAUCAGGUCUAAUAAAGUAUUAUAAUACUGAGCAUUUUUAGAUAUUAUAUUAUUAUGUUGAUAUUUGAUUUAUUAGAAAGUUUAUAACAAAAAAAAUAGUGAAUAUGUAUGGAUAGUGAGAAGAAAAGACAUUUUGUAUAAAAGCAGUAGGUACUCAACUUAUUGUUGUUAAUAUGUCUUGAUAUUGAUAUUAAUUAAUUAAUGAUAGUAUUUGCUGUAUUUUUUUUUGUAUUAAUUAUUGCUUUAAGCUUCAUACAUUUUUAUAGUUUUAAUUUUCUUACAUGGCAUUUGGUGUUGAAGAUUGUUGUUAGCUAUUUAUGUAUAUUUGUUUAACAGGUUAACAAGAAGUAAUUCUUGAUAAUUUCAACCAUUUUCAAGAAGUAGGUAAUCAAUCUGAUAGUAGUCAGAGUUUUUUAGGUUUCCAUAUAGGGUCUUCUCGUGUUUGAAUUUAUUAAUAUCCCUUUAUAUUGAAAAAAAUUGAUUAUCCCAUUGGUCCAAAUAGUCCAAUAAUAACUUUCAGGGGGAUGUUUUAGAGUGAAUAAUGGAAUGCAACAAUUUCUUGAGGGGAUGAAAGCAUGAAAAUCUAAUUUGUGUCCUGAAUUUCUGGAACUAGCAAUUCCAAAGGUAAAGUUCAUUACAAUUUAAAUGAGGCCCCCAUUUUGCCUUGGCAUGGCUAACGAAACUGCUUAUCACACACCUAGUAUAAAUAAUAAAUAGGAAAGGCGAGAGAGUAUUAGGAUGAAAUUUAUGAUUUUAAGCCUAGUGCUAGUGAAAACAGUUUUACUAAUAAAGAAAGCUGUAUGUGUACCUAUACCUACUGGAGAUUUACACAAACCAUCUCAAAUAAACUCCAAAAAUAUACCAGUUUACCCUUAUGAUAUUCCAGUCAUUAGUCAUCUUUUUAGACAUUCAUUUGAAUAGCUUUUUAGAUACGACCAAACCAUGAAACCUUAGUAUGUAGUAUACAUUUUUUUAUUUAUUUUUUAAUUCUUAUAUGUUCCUGGAAAAUGACACCCUGAAUGUUCACACGUCACAAAAUAUUCGACUCAUUUUGUAAAAAAAUUAGUUAAUUUAUAAUUAGCGAAUCACUGUCUCGAUAUUUUAUCGAAAAUUCCAAAAUAAUAUCAUGAUUUUUCCAGAUUAAGGUUGACGCUCAACGCAUCUAAUUCUUGAGGAUAUUACAAAAAAUGGAGACCACAGAGUCUAGAGAAGAAAAAAAAAAUCUAUUAUUUUUUUCUGUGUUUUCAAAAUAAACAUUAACAUUUUACUUUGCCUCUGUGACCUGCAUACAAGGAGAAACAAAAAAGGAUAAGAUAGGCCUCAUAAUCGGUAAAGAUACAAAAAAAUGUAAAGCAGCAACACUAUCAAAAUUUAAAAAAAAAAAAAUCAAAACCAAAUAUAAGCAAUAUAUUGUAUCAAACUAACUGACUAAUUGACACACCAACGUAAUCGUAUAGCAACAUGUUAAGUGUUUUAGUGACUAAAAUAUUGUGUAAAGUAUCUAACUUCUAGUCAUUGAAUGUUUUUCAUUGAUAUUAUUUUUUUUGUCAAAGAUCGGCCACUUUUACUGCACCGGCUGAUCUAGAAGCACAUAAUAUAAGUACAUGCGUAGUUUAUAAUUUUUGUUAUUUAACGAUAAUUAUGUUGCAGUCGCUUCUUGUCUUAACUAUUGAUGUAGGGAGAGUCUUAAUAUUUUUUUAUUCUAAAUAAACGAAUUAACCUCAAUUGACUA
Messenger RNA from Ceutorhynchus assimilis (cabbage seed weevil), 4907 nucleotides. The record is from the annotation of a GenBank genome assembly. Lineage: Eukaryota; Metazoa; Arthropoda; Insecta; Coleoptera; Curculionidae.